Letharia columbiana is the source of this 492-nucleotide messenger RNA. RefSeq lists its product as uncharacterized. NCBI's taxonomy places the organism in Eukaryota, Fungi, Ascomycota, Lecanoromycetes, Lecanorales, Parmeliaceae. The record is from RefSeq and is a predicted model, not a curated record. The transcript has a single exon. Gene Ontology annotation, cellular component: microtubule; membrane; cytoplasm. Gene Ontology annotation, molecular function: microtubule binding; GTP binding; GTPase activity. The coding region runs from base 1 to 492 and encodes 163 amino acids.
AUGAGUAUACCUGCUCUAGGUCACUCGCUGGCCCCCGGGCGGUCCAGUUUUAGCGAUGAUACGAUGAAGAUCGAGUUGAGCGGACCGUCGAGACAGCAUCUGAGUGUCGUCGAUGUUCCUGGACUUUUCAGAACACCGACUCAAGGGGUAUUGACGAAGGAAGACAUGAUCCUUGUGCGACAUAGAGUCAAAUCAUAUAUCAAGGGUUCUUGGACCAUUACUUUAGCGGUAAUCCCAGCUCCGGUGGACAUCGCAACGCAAGAGAUUCUUAGCCUGGCCGAAGAAGCUGAUCCGCUGGGUCAGAGGACUCUGGGCGUCCUUACAAAGCCAGAUCUUUUGGACAAAGGUGGCGAAGAGCUUGUGAUGGAUCUGGUACGUGGGACCAAAAAUAAGCUCAAUUUGGGCUAUUGCAUGGUCCGUUAUCGAGGUCAGCAAGACAAGGCUCCCUCCAGCACCGAUCGUCACCAGACCUUCAAAGUAUGGUGGAGAUGA